AUGAAUGCAAAGGUAGUUCCAAAGGCUUUCUCAAAUCACAUCCAGAACAAGCACAACAACCACGAAGACAAACUGUUUCAGAGGUGUGCACAUGGAGAACUAGAUCAUAAACGUAGAUGGAUUCUCAAUGGAACUACUGCAUAUGACAAGAUUCAGCCAAUUCUAAUGAAUCAAAGCCUUCUACAAGACAUUGCAAAAUUGUCAUCAAAUGCACAAACCAGCUGUCUCGAGGGUUACCACUCUACACUGAACCAAUGGCACCCAAAGAUGACACAUUACUCCUGGAUUGGCUCUCUGUGCAGGCAUAUAAUGGCAGUUUCACAUUUCAACGAAAACCUGCACAGGGAAGCGCAAAAAGACAAAAAUGGAAAGGAAUAUUUCAAAGUUUCUUAUCCUAAAUAUAAACUUGGCGAAGAAGCAGUAAAACCUGUUCCAGUCCCUCCAUCUUACAAUUACGUUGAGCAUACAAAAGAACUUUUAUUUAAAUCAAACGAAGAAGAACUUGGCCAGAUUUGGAAAAGUAUGCUGAUAAGCAGUGGCGUAGCGUCCGGGUAUUCAAGUUAUUCAGUGAAUACCCUGGGAUUUCUCAGAAAAAAUAUUAAUACGACGCAUAAUUGUAAUAAGUAAAAAAUGUUUUGAGGCUAUUGAUUCUAGUUG
Molecule: messenger RNA, 657 nt
Organism: Rhopilema esculentum
Lineage: Eukaryota; Metazoa; Cnidaria; Scyphozoa; Rhizostomeae; Rhizostomatidae
Source: RefSeq, a predicted model, not a curated record